AAUGAAUUACCUUCGUUCUCAAAGAAUGAUUUAUGCUUCUCGUACCAGGAAGCGAAUGUUUUGCCCUUGUCCAAAUCGAAUUCGAAUUCUUGAAUCACAGAAUUUAAUUUGCAAUAUAGCUCGGCUGACUUUUCUUCUUCUGAAUUUUCUUUUUCCUUUGUUUUGCCGAAUUCCUUCAUGAAAUCUUGCGUUGACUUCAGAAUUUCGCCUAGCAUUUUUACUGCCUCUGUGUCCAUUU
Meloidogyne enterolobii is the source of this 238-nucleotide messenger RNA. The record is from the annotation of a GenBank genome assembly. NCBI's taxonomy places the organism in Eukaryota, Metazoa, Nematoda, Chromadorea, Rhabditida, Meloidogynidae.